Molecule: messenger RNA, 2620 nt
Organism: Suncus etruscus (white-toothed pygmy shrew)
Lineage: Eukaryota; Metazoa; Chordata; Mammalia; Eulipotyphla; Soricidae
Gene: PRICKLE1
Product: prickle planar cell polarity protein 1
Molecular function (GO): zinc ion binding
Source: RefSeq, a predicted model, not a curated record
UGUUUGAUGUAUUGAUCCGAGAUAAACAGACUUGAAGCUUUGUUGUUAUGCCUUUGGAGAUGGAGCCCAAAAUGAGCAAACUUGCCUUUGGGUGCCAGAGAAGUUCCACAUCAGAUGAUGAUUCUGGCUGUGCAUUGGAAGAGUAUGCCUGGGUUCCCCCAGGGCUUAGACCAGAACAGAUCCAGCUCUAUUUUGCUUGCCUACCUGAGGAAAAGGUUCCUUACGUUAACAGUCCUGGAGAGAAGCACCGGAUUAAACAACUUUUAUACCAGUUGCCACCACAUGAUAAUGAGGUGCGGUAUUGCCAGUCUUUGAGUGAAGAAGAGAAAAAAGAAUUGCAAGAGUUCAGUGCUCAGAGGAAGAAAGAAGCACUUGGAAGAGGAACAAUCAAACUUUUGUCCAGAGCAAUGAUGCAUGCUGUGUGUGAACAGUGUGGCUUGAAGAUAAAUGGAGGUGAAAUUGCAGUGUUUGCCUCCCGUGGCCCUGGAAUAUGUUGGCAUCCAUCCUGUUUUGUGUGCUUCACGUGUAAUGAGAUGCUGGUCGACCUCAUCUAUUUUUAUCAGGAUGGAAAAAUUCACUGUGGUAGGCACCAUGCAGAACUGCUCAAACCACGGUGUUCAGCAUGUGAUGAGAUUAUUUUUGCUGAUGAGUGCACAGAAGCUGAGGGUCGCCACUGGCACAUGAAACACUUUUGCUGCCUCGAGUGUGAAACAGUUCUAGGAGGGCAAAGAUACAUCAUGAAGGACGGCCGUCCGUUCUGCUGUGGCUGUUUUGAGUCUCUGUAUGCAGAGUACUGUGAAACUUGCGGAGAACAUAUUGGUGUUGACCAUGCCCAGAUGACUUAUGAUGGGCAGCACUGGCAUGCUACCGAAGCCUGCUUUUCUUGUGCCCAGUGCAAAGCUUCUUUAUUGGGCUGUCCUUUCCUUCCUAAACAAGGUCAGAUCUAUUGCUCAAAAACAUGUAGCCUUGGUGAAGACAUUCAUGCUUCUGACUCGUCGGAUUCUGCAUUUCAAUCUGCUCGAUCCAGAGAUUCCAGAAGAAGUAUCCGAAUGGGCAAAAGCAGUCGAUCAGCAGAUCAGUGUAGACAGUCUCUCCUCCUUUCUCCUGCUCUGAACUACAAGUUUCCUGGUCUUUCAGGCAAUGCUGAUGAUACCCUCUCUAGGAAACUGGAUGACCUGAACCUCUCCAGGCAAGGGGCAAGUUUUGUCAAUGAAGAAUUUUGGAAGGGAAGAAUAGAGCAGGAGACCUCAGAGGACCCUGAAGAAUGGGCCGAGCAUGAAGAUUACAUGACACAGCUCCUCCUCAAGUUUGGUGAUAAAAGCCUCUUUCAGCAGGAUAUUCGAGCCAGUGAUAACUGGCUAUCGGAUAACUUGGUCAAAAAUAAGACAGAGUUAAAGCAAAAUAACCAGAGCCUUGCAAGUAAAAAAUACCAAUCUGAUAUGUAUUGGGCACAGUCGCAAGAUGGGCUUGGUGAUUCUGCUUAUGGCAGCCACCCAGGCCCUGCCAGCAGUAGAAGGCUCCAGGAAUUAGAUCUGGACCACGGGGCUUCAGGAUAUAAUCAUGAUCAAACGCAGUGGUAUGAAGAUUCCUUGGAGUGUUUGUCAGACUUGAAACCAGAGCAAAGUGUUCGGGAUUCUAUGGAUUCUUUGGCUUUAUCUAAUAUCACAGGGGCUUCAGUGGAUGGAGAGAGCAAACCAAGGCCAUCAUUAUAUUCUCUGCAAAACUUUGAGGAAAUGGAGACAGAAGACUGUGAGAAAAUGAGCAAUAUGGGGACUUUGAAUUCUUCCAUGCUUCACAGGAGUGCAGAAUCCUUAAAGAGUCUAAGUUCGGAGUUGUGUCCAGAAAAAAUCAUGCCUGAGGAGAAACCAGUACAUCUGCCGGUGCUUAGGAGAUCCAAGUCACAAUCGAGACCACAGCAGGUUAAGUUUUCAGAUGAUGUUAUUGAUAAUGGAAAUUAUGACAACAUAGAAAUUCGGCAGCCUCCAAUGAGUGAGAGGACUCGGAGACGGGUCUACCAUUUUGAAGAAAGAGGAUCCAGGCCUCAUCACCAUCGCCGUAGGAGAAGUAGGAAAUCCCGCUCUGACAAUGCCCUAAAUCUUGUCACGGAACGGAAAUACUCUCCCAAAGACCGACUGCAGCUUUAUACCCCUGAUAACUAUGAAAGAUUUAUACAGAAUAAAAGUGCCCGAGAGGUUCAAGCAUACAUCCAGAAUGCUGACCUCUACAGACAGUAUUCUCAUGCCACUUCUGAUUAUGCACUGCAGAAUCCAGGAAUGAACAGGUUUCUGGGAUUGUACGGUGACGACGACGAUUCCUGGUGUUCUACGUCUUCCUCCUCUGACUCAGAGGAAGAAGGAUAUUUUCUUGGACAACCAAUUCCUCAACCCAGGCCACAGAGAUAUGCCUACUAUACAGAGAGCCUUUCCAACCCAACCUCUGCACUUCCCACUCCUCAGUUUGGUCAGCGGGUAACAAAAUCCAAGAAGAAAAAGGGACACAAGGGCAAAAACUGUAUUAUAUCUUAACCUCAUCGCUAUUGGAGAUCAUGUUUAAAUUUAGCCAUCAAUCAUCUUGAAUCAUAUCUUUUCUUCCAUAGGGAAGUAACUAAAAUAGUUUGAAG